This is a messenger RNA of Psylliodes chrysocephalus, 3332 nucleotides long. Lineage: Eukaryota; Metazoa; Arthropoda; Insecta; Coleoptera; Chrysomelidae. The record is from the annotation of a GenBank genome assembly.
CUCCCAUAAAACAGCGAUACUACCCUGUUUCCCCUUUUAAACAAAAACUUAUUGAUGAACAACUGGAUCAAAUGUUAAAAGACGGUAUUGUCGAAACUUCUAAAUCAGCUUGGUCCUCACCUGUGUUGCUCGUACCUAAAUCUAAUGGCGAACAACGCUUUUGUGUCGAUUUUAGAAAAGUCAAUUCCGUUUCUGAGCGCGAUGCCUACCCUCUGCCAUAUAUAUCAAAUAUUUUAGAUAAGCUGGGUGGUGCUCGUUUUAUGUCGUCCCUAGAUUUGAAAAGUGCCUAUUGGCAAGUAGCAUUGGAAGAAAAUAGUAAACAAUAUACAGCUUUUACGGUUCCAGGUCGUGGAUUAUUUCAAUUUACGCGCCUUCCUUUUGGUCUACAUAAUGCAGCAGCUACAUUCCAGCGCCUAAUCGAUACGAUUUUGGGUCCAGAGUUAGAUAAUGAUGGAACCACACAACAACUUGCUGGGUGUUUAAGAGAUUUCCGUAACAAACCCUUUCCCACCAGAGCAAGAAUAGAAUAUUUCCAAAAUACUCUGACUGUGCUAUUUCACAAUGGCAUGACUAACAAUGAACAGGACUACGAUAUGUGUCUUAGGGCUGAAAAUGUUGUACUGCCUAAAGGUGGAUAUUUUGGAGUUUCUGCCGCAACUGGAGGUUUAGCUGAUGAUCAUGAUGUUAUACACUUCCUAACCAACAGUUUACAUUCUACUGAUCAAGCACAAGCCAAUCAGUAUGUAGGAGAAGAUCAACAAAAACUUCAACAAGAAUAUCAAGAUUAUCAACAAAAAUUAGAACAACAAAAAGCAGAUUAUAGAAAGGACCAUCCUGAUGAAAAAGAGCCGGAGAUGGAGGAUUGGUAUGAAUCAGACUCUCAAAGAGAGCUUCGACAAAUUUUCCAAGGACAAAAUCAAAUGUAUGAGGUCCUUAGAGAACUGAAUAAGAAACUCGACGAGGUUGUGGGAAGACAGGAGAGGACAAUGAGCUUAAUAUCGCAGCAUGGAACUGGAGUACAAGGAGCUGGAGCACCUCCGCCACCUCCAGGUCAGCCCAUACAUGCAGGAGACACUAUUAGAAGACAUGAAGUAGAUGCAGUAUUUAAUAAUCAAAAUCUUGUGAUUGGUUAUAUAAAAGAAAUUAAACAAUUCAUUCUUGAAGUAAAACAACGAGCUGACACUAUUAUUAACAAUCAGGCAAAGCAGCCAACAGCCCAAGUUCAAUCUGUCGGUUAUGACACGCAAUCUCUCAUUUCAGAAAUGCGGGAUGGUUUGAAUCAUGUCAAAUCAAAUAUGGUGCAAAUAGCUCAAAAAAUAACCGCGCCUCCGGGCGGAGGCUGUCCAACGGUAAAUUGCGUGUCCGUUACAACAGUUUUGGUAAUUGCAGCUAUACAGCUAGCCAUCAUAUUAGCUUACAAUUUGUAUAGGGAUAGCAAGGAUAACAGCAACAAGAAAUUUUAUUAGACUGGUUAUAGAAAAUUGUGAGAUUAAACAUAUGUGAGUGGGGGGCAUUUUUAAAUUUUGGGGUUUUGACAAAUCUAAAGUAAUAUCCUAUGUUUAGUGAACAAAUUAAUGUCUUCCUAUUAAUUUUGUAUGUUAUUUAUUUUUUUGCAGUACGGAAAAUCACUUUCAAUUCUUUUAACAGAAAAAAAAACACUUAAAAUUUUUUACACAAAGAAAAAUGCAAGAAAGCAAUGAGAACAAAUAUACAAUAUUAAUAAAUACUCUAUUAUUAUAUAUUUUUCCAUAAUCGGAGUAGAUAUUUAUUAUAUAUAGUAAACAGCAAAAGUAAGGAAUACAUAUAUUAAUUUUUAAUGUUAUUAAUAAUUAAGAUAAAUCCUAAAAUACAUAGAUUUUUUCGAUUUUAAAACAAAACUUUCAUCUUUUACAUCAAUCUACUUAGAGGAGUAGCUUCAUAAUUUUUUUUUGUAGAAGGAAAGCGCUUCUAAUACUUCAUUUCAAAUGGAUUUAAAAUCUAUAUUAAUCAGUAUUGUACAUUUCGUUUUAUUUAUUAGAUAUUUAAAUUCAAAAAAUCAAAGGAGUGUAGAACACCUCUUUAAGAGAGUUGAGGUAAAGAAGUAAAAUUGUUACGUCAGAGAGUUUUGUUUUAAAAACCAAAAUUGAAGGGUUUUUCUUAAAAUAUUAAAAAUGAAUUUAUGCAUUACUUUUAUUGUUCACUGUAAAAAUACUAUUGUGUAUGUAUAGUGACAACAGUUAUUUAUGUGAAAAACAAAAUUGUUAAUCUCUUUGCAAAUCGGCAAUGUUAAAAGCAUACAACACAAAUGUUUUUUUGUUGACUCUCUCCCUAGACCAAAUAUCAGCGACUAUUUCUCUAGAGAAAUAUUCAAUAUUUAGUCUAGGGAAAAAGUCGUCCCAAAUAUAACAGGGCCUUGAUAAUUAUUCUGCUAUUUUUGUUAUUGCUAAAUUUUUCGAACAUUUUACAAUUUGAUUCUACAUAAUUUUGGCUAAAGCUCUCGGGCUCUAAUCAGAUUAUUAAUGCCAAAAAUUAUGUCUCAUCAAAUUGAUAUUAAAAUAUUCUCGAGAUUUAGAUUCGACAAAAAUAGCCGACUAUUAUCAAGGUCUUGGUAUAUUAUCCUAGAAAAUUGUUAUGAAAUAAAUUGUAUGAGUUUUUAUACCGUUUAUUAAAUUUUAUCUUAUGCAUGGUUGACAAUAGUAAUCAAAAGUUAAUACCAUUCCUAGAUAAUCAGUAAUGAUAAGUGUUUUUUUUAUAAAACUACUAGAAAUUAGUUAAUUACAAUUUACUUAAUUGUAGAUUAUUGAUAUUAUUUACAAAAAUCACUGACCAUAGUUAGUGCUUCUUAGAAAAUAUUUCGAUAAAUCUUUUUUCUCUAUCUUCUAUAUUAGAAUAAAUUGAAAGGGAAUUUUCUGUUUUUAUUGUUUCUUCGGUGCUCUCAUCUUUUUUUAGCUUUAUAAAAAAAGUUUCAUUUCAGUUUUUGUAUUUAUUGUUCUAUACAUCAGUAUACAAAUUAUUUUAAAGACAUGUAGUCAAAUUCCAACAAAUAUAACUACUGCGCCUCAGAUUAGAUUAAUAUUUUAAUGUAAGUUGGAAUCGAGGUGUGCUUAUGAUUAUGGUUUUUGACAUAAAAUAUUCCAUAAUCAAACAAACUAGUUUAUAAAGAAUUUGAAGAGUAUUUGCUGUUAUGAGAAUAUUUUACCAUAUUUAAGCUGAAACUUCAAUUUGGUAUUGAUGGUAGAUAGUAGAGGAACAAAAAUUGAUUGAUACUCUGUAUCUCUCUUUUCUUUUGAGAUUUUUGUUUCUAAUUCCAAUCCAUGUCAUUGUACUUUUUAUUGACAUAUUUUUCUAUUUAA